Molecule: messenger RNA, 645 nt
Organism: Lipotes vexillifer (Yangtze River dolphin)
Lineage: Eukaryota; Metazoa; Chordata; Mammalia; Artiodactyla; Lipotidae
Product: vesicle-associated membrane protein 8-like
Exons: 6
Coding region: 1-645 (214 amino acids)
Biological process (GO): exocytosis; vesicle fusion
Cellular component (GO): membrane; SNARE complex
Molecular function (GO): SNAP receptor activity; SNARE binding
Source: RefSeq, a predicted model, not a curated record
AUGACGAUCGCCUACAGCUGCAUUGCAAAUGGCCGAGAGGUCCUAGCGGAGCUGACCCUAACCGGCGGCUCUUAUCAGGAAGCAGCGGCAACAGUGCUUAAACUAGUGCUUCUUAGAGCUGAACCAAAGACCAUAAUUCAAAUGGGAAGCUCUGUCUACCAUACUCUCUUUAUUGACGGAAUCACUUACCUGUGUGCCUCAGACAAUGCCUUAGAUACUGUAACACCAUCUGCAUUUCUUAAAAAUGUUAGUGAGACUUUUCUGAGAAGCCCUUUGAUGUCACAAGAACAUUUUUCUCCGUCAAAUGCAGUUGCUACAGAUUUUCAACAAGUAUUAGGAAAGUAUAUGAUGAAAUACAAUAAAAAUCAAGAGGACAGCUCGAUAUCCGCACUGAAGAGUCAAGUAACUGAUGUAAAAAAUGUUAUGACCCAAAAUAUCGAUAAAAUUUUGGAAAGAGAAGAAAGAUUGGAUAUCUUCACUGAUAGAACAGAUGAUCUGCAAACAACUGCCAAAGAAUCCCAAAAUACAAGAAAGAUUCUUGGGAGGAUAUGGUGGAAACACUUCAAAAAGAUUAUAGUCAUCACCAUGGCCAUUCUCCUUUCAAUCAUCAUCAUUCUUUUAAGUACAAAUGUAAUACCAACUUGA